AGUAUUUUACAUCAAAGUUAUAUGUUAUAAUUUAAAAAACUAUAUGAUGUUUUGCCGAUGUACAAAAGACAAGGACGUAUGACACAACAACAAAAUAUAAUGCCAAAAGUCCAAAACUAACUCCGUUCAACCGCCAUGUAUUUUCUUGUGUUGUUCAAUCUUGUGCAACAAUCUCUUUUUUAUUUUAUUAUAUUCCUACUCAGGUGGUCUCAUCACUGCAUUUACUUCUUCUGUCAUUUCUCUGAUAGAUUGCCGGUUGAUUUCUUCACCCUUCUCCACAAUCUAUUCAUUCAGGAUCCACAUUUCACUCAGUGCUGGGUUUCUUUUGACUUAUUCCUCCCUCUCUCUCUUACACAACUGUAACUGAUCCUGCUUCACGGGGUUUCUGUCAAUUUAUUUAUGCUACUGUUUCUCACCCAACUGUAUAAGGAGUUCCGGUAAUUUUUUUAAUUUUCUUCGCUUCACCACUUGUAUAAGUGGUUCCUGUCAUAUCUGUUACUCCCCUCACUCUUCACCAUUAAGUCCAAUCAGAGCUCAUCUGUAGUUCAUGACACUGGUUUAUAACUGCUUGGCUCCUGCUUCUUUGAUUGAGCUCUCCCUCUCGGUCAUGUUUAGUUGACGUUUCUCUUUCAUUACACCAAGACCCAUGUCUUAUGACCCUUAUCUCUACCUUAUGAUUCUCCCCAUCUCAAAAUCCAAAAUACUGUCCUGAAAAAAAGAAAAAGACCAUGGAGGACUCUUCUCCAUAUGUCUGCCUGCUCAGCCCCAAAACAAGAGGCUCAGACAUUCCCUCCCCUCUCUUUCCCCUCCCUGAACACUCUGAAAUCACCCCACCCUUAACCUCCCCUUCUUCCUCUCUCAAACAUAAACUCAUCUUCGGCACCCGUCCCUCUCCAUCGUCGGGUACCCCAUGCCUCCCUCACAACCACCGUCUCCACCGCUCACAAACCGCGCCUGCGAUAGUCCUCAUCCACGACCCAACAUCCCAUCCUCUCUCUAAACCCCAAACCUCCUCCCAAUCGGUGGUGCGCCAAGCCUUCGUCCUCCUCAUCCUCUAUCUUUCUCUAGGCACCAUCAUCUAUGCCCUCAAUCGAAACAACUUCUCAGGACACGAAACCCACCCUGCUAUUGAUGCCCUCUACUUUUGCAUCGUGACCAUGUGCACCAUUGGAUAUGGAGACAUCACCCCAUCAUCCACUGCUUCGAAAAUCUUCUCUAUCCUAUUCGUUCUCAUAGGUUUCGGUUUCAUCGAUAUCUUUCUCUCCACAAUGGUGAGCCAUGUGCUAGACCUCCAAGAGAGCAUGCUGUUGGCCACUGCUCAAGCUCCAAACUACUUGGUUGAUGUGAAAAAGGGGAGGAUGAGGAUUAGGACGAAGGUAGGUUUGGCCUUAGGGGUGGUUGUUUUGUGUGUAGGGAUUGGAAUUGGGGUGUUAAGGUUGGUGGAGGGGCUAGGAUGGAUCGACGCUUUGUAUCUGUCGAUUAUGUCAGUUACAACUGUUGGAUAUGGAGACGGGACCUUCAAGUCCCUGUCUGGUAGGGCGUUUGCCUCGAUUUGGUUGCUUGUGUCCACACUUGCUGUGGCUCGUGCCUUCUUGUACUUGGCGGAGGCAAGGGUCGAUAGGCGCCACAGUCACAUGGCUAGAAGGAUCUUGGCCCGCGACAUGACUGCGGAGGACUUGAUUGUUGCCGACAUCGACCACAAUGGCUUUGUCAGUAAAUCUGAGUAUGUGAUAUAUAAACUGAAGGAGAUGGGGAAAGUGGACGAGAAGGACAUUGUGCAGAUUUGCAACCAGUUUGACAGAAUGGAUGUUGGGCAAUUUGGGAAGAUCACUUUGUCCGAUCUCAUGGAGGCUCAGCACUGACUCUGCUAUCAAGUCUCUUUAAAUAGCAACUAUAUUUAUAUGGGUCAAUGCAGAGGGAAAUCUAUUUUUAUCAACUGGUUGCUUUAUCAUAUCUAUUCAAGAUUCCAUUCAUUGCAUGCCCCCACCGUAUAAUGAAGGCGGGUGUAUUUUGAAUGCAAGUGCCCCCAAAGAAUCAAAGACAGUAGAGAAAGAAGAGCUCUCUCUCUCUCUCGCUCUCAUUUGUUCUAAAUUUAUCAUGCUGCAAAGGAAAACAAGCACUCAACUGCUGUUUAUGUAAAUAUGAAUAAUAUGGGGUAAGGUGACACUGUUGCUGUAAAAGUUUUGUACAAGAAACUAGAAUGCAGUUUUCAACUGAUCUAUAUCUUGCUGUUUAUAACUCCACAGCAUUAGUUGAAUAUUUUGUGGAUGCUCUUGUACCGGUAUUUGUCAGAAGAGAAGAUUAGAUUUUUCAAGAAGAAAAUAAUGGAUCUCAAUCAAAGUUCAAUGGAAUGCAGUUGUCCGAUUUGACAGUUAA
Molecule: messenger RNA, 2376 nt
Organism: Amborella trichopoda
Lineage: Eukaryota; Viridiplantae; Streptophyta; Magnoliopsida; Amborellales; Amborellaceae
Product: two-pore potassium channel 3
Biological process (GO): potassium ion transmembrane transport; stabilization of membrane potential
Cellular component (GO): plasma membrane; plant-type vacuole membrane
Molecular function (GO): potassium ion leak channel activity; outward rectifier potassium channel activity
Source: RefSeq, a predicted model, not a curated record